UACUACCUACGGUCCCUUCCUCCCUUACACACGUUGUCCCUAAUCGACGAAAAGUAUAAGUUCUCUACGACAAGAUGUCCCAUAACGAUUGGGUUGAAUAGUGGCUUCAGACAGAUUAUAGAAGCAAGAGUAAUAUUCGUUGGGACUCAAACCAUCAAUCGGCCGCUUGGACUCAUUUUAACCAAGUCGCACAUAGGCACCUUAACAAUAGUCAAGUAUAUUAAGAGUGCGGCCAACCAAAGGGCCGCAAAAGGCCUAAAGGCAGAAAUCAGUGGGUUUCUACAGAAAACGCUUAGUUCGAAUGACUUAGUCUGCCCCAUCGCCUCCUUAUGUUCCUUCCGCAACUACUAUCCGACGUCGACUACAAACCACGGUCAAAGAACGAUACUUAGCAAAACCCAAGAUGUCACAGCACACUAUGUCUUUAAGAUCUACAACAAACUCUUUAAGCAUCUUAAGUAG
Messenger RNA from Penicillium riverlandense, 462 nucleotides. RefSeq lists its product as uncharacterized. The record is from RefSeq and is a predicted model, not a curated record. NCBI's taxonomy places the organism in Eukaryota, Fungi, Ascomycota, Eurotiomycetes, Eurotiales, Aspergillaceae. The annotation marks the transcript as partial. The transcript has 4 exons.